AAACUUCAUCGAUCCUUCUCUAUCGCAUCAACCUAUAUCUAUCUUUUUUCUUCAUUUCGCUGUUCUGGAUACACUCUGCAUAUUAGAUAGAUCUAUCGGUUUAGGAGACAGGUGUUAAGCGACUCCGAUCUCGUCGAUAUCCAGAUCUCGAGCUACAUAACGUCAUCCCACUUCGAGCUUCAAUCAACUCCGCAACAGCUCCCAGCAGACUCGCCAAGAUAACACCAGUUGUUCGCAAAGCUUUUAGCUGCCAACACUAUGGCGGGUUGGUUCUCCUCCACUUCGCCGCUCGAUGAGCAAAUCGAGAGAGCUACGUCGUCGUCUUUGGAGGACAUUUCAUUGAACUUGGAGAUAUCCGAUCUCAUCCGCUCAAAGAGCGUCCAACCGCGCGAUGCAAUGAGAUCUUUGAAGCGACGCCUUGAAAACAAGAAUCCUAAUAUACAACUUGCUACUCUCAAAUUGACAGAUACAUGUGUCAAGAACGGUGGAUCGCAUUUCCUCGCUGAAAUUGCAUCGCGCGAAUUCAUGGACAACUUGGUCUCUCUACUGAAAUCCGAUAGCGUGUCGCUCAACUAUGAAGUAAAACAGAAAAUGUUGGAGCUCAUCCAGGCUUGGGCGCUAGCAUCCCAAGGAAGGCUGGAACUUAUCUACCUCGGAGAAACAUAUCGGAAGCUACAAAACGAGGGAUUCACUUUUCCGCCAAAGAGCGAAAUUUCUAGCAGUAUGCUUGACAGUAGUGCCCCGCCCGAAUGGAUCGACUCCGAUGUUUGCAUGCGGUGUAGGACGCCUUUCAGUUUCACGAAUCGAAAGCAUCAUUGUCGGAAUUGUGGUAAUGUCUUUGAUGCGCAAUGUUCUAGCAAGACUCUGCCUUUACCGCACCUCGGUAUAUUACAGCCAGUGCGAGUAGACGAUGGCUGCUACGCUAAACUUACGUCGAAGACUUUCCCAUCUGGUAGCAUUUCCGAACGCUCGGCAUUCAAGAAUAAUUCCAUCUCAAAGAACACCGCAUCGAUGGAGCCGCGAGCUGCUCGAGCCGAUUCGAGCUUCGACGAAGACUUGCGGCGAGCCUUGCAGAUGAGUCUAGAAGAAGCUGAAGGACGUGUGGGAUCCGGAUAUGUACCUCAGUCAAAACCAACACAAAGCAAACCCGCGUCGGUUCCGGAGACCAAUGAGGAGGAAGAUGCUGACUUAAAAGCUGCCAUCGAAGCAUCUCUGAAAGAUAUGGAGGUACAGAAACAGAAGCAUACUGAAGCAUUGAAGAACUCAGAUGCUACGAAAUUGCCUUCUGGUAGUGCCGUCAAUACAAAUGCACUGCCCAAGAAUCCCUACGAGCUCAGCCCUGUGGAAGCGGAGAAUAUUAAUCUAUUCGCGACACUUGUUGAUCGUCUUCAGCAUCAGCCACCGGGUACUAUCUUGCGUGAACCGCAAAUUCAAGAACUUUAUGAGAGCAUAGGGGCUCUGCGACCAAAAUUGGCCCGUACUUAUGGAGAAACAAUGAGUAAACAUGAUACGCUGCUUGAUCUCCACGCCAAACUUUCGACUGUUGUGCGAUAUUACGAUCGCAUGCUCGAAGAACGUCUAUCUAGCGCAUAUUCCCAUCAUAAUCUUGGGCCAUACGGUUCGGCGCCUCCAGGUGCACAACCCUACAAUAAGUACCCAACACUUGCUCAGCACCAGCCGGAAGGUGCUGGUGGAGUUGAAAACUUUUAUCUCUCAAACACAAUUCCCGAUCAGUAUAAACCAAAUGUUCAGCCUCAGCGUACAUCCAGCUAUAGUACUGUCACUCCAGACCAAGGAGUCAUCAGUCCUAGUCCGUAUCCGCAGUUGAACAGUGAAUACGGAGAACCCAGCUCACUCCAUUCGCCUCCACCACCGACAGAUACCAAGCCUUAUACAGGUCAAUAUAGCACAAUCCCGCCGGGGCCUGCUGGUGCACCAUAUCAACAGCCACAAAUCACUAGGCGCGAUUCUCAAUACUCUCAGCCUGCAACCGCUCCUGCUCCGUACGGACAUAAUGAGCCUCAAUAUUCCAACUACCCACAUCAAGAGCCUACUCAACAGGCCGGCCACGAUUCUCCCGCGUACCAAUACCCCCCACCGACGCAAUCAUAUCAGCAACCUUAUGCUCAACCACCACCCAAUAAUGCAGCAGAAGGAUCCUACCCGGCCUAUCCCGGAGCUCCAGCCGGUGCUGGAUAUCCUGCGCACUCGCAAGUGCCAGAAACCGCCGGUCCCAAACCGGUAGUGGAGGAGAGUUUAAUAGAGCUUUGAGGCAGGCAAUGGAAGUCUACGCUGUUCAUUUCUCGCUUGCCCAAUCCAGCUGUAAACCUUUCAUUGCAGCAUAUGAUACCAGUUAGCAUUGAGCCCUAUAAGAUAAUUUGUACCUCGUGUAGCUGUUUGUUGUACAGUAGAAUGACAAACCACCAUUUCGCGCUUC
Molecule: messenger RNA, 2437 nt
Organism: Talaromyces stipitatus ATCC 10500
Lineage: Eukaryota; Fungi; Ascomycota; Eurotiomycetes; Eurotiales; Trichocomaceae
Product: vacuolar sorting-associated protein (Vps27), putative
Exons: 5
Coding region: 259-2271 (670 amino acids)
Biological process (GO): protein targeting to vacuole; protein transport to vacuole involved in ubiquitin-dependent protein catabolic process via the multivesicular body sorting pathway
Cellular component (GO): ESCRT-0 complex
Molecular function (GO): phosphatidylinositol-3-phosphate binding; ubiquitin binding; metal ion binding
Source: RefSeq, a predicted model, not a curated record